Salarias fasciatus (jewelled blenny) is the source of this 772-nucleotide messenger RNA. Its product is annotated as pentraxin fusion protein-like. Bases 1 to 690 code for a protein of 229 amino acids. NCBI's taxonomy places the organism in Eukaryota, Metazoa, Chordata, Actinopteri, Blenniiformes, Blenniidae. The record is from RefSeq and is a predicted model, not a curated record. The transcript is spliced from 3 exons.
AUGAAAAUGAGGGCCCUGAGGUCAACUGUGCUUCUGCUCGGUGUUGUGACGUUUGAGACUUUUUCCUCGGCCACUCAAGUGGGCCUGAGUGAGAAAGUCCUGGUCUUUCCUUAUGAGACGGACUUCAGCUUCGUGGCCCUGAUCCCCCAGAAGGAGAUGUCCCUGCGGGCCUUCACCCUCUGCAUGCGCGUGGCCACCGAGCUGCCGGAGGAGCGGCAGAUCAUCCUGUUCGCCUACCGCACGGCCGACUACGACGAGCUCAACGUGUGGCGGGAGAAGGACGGCCGGGUCUCCUUCUACCUGUCCGGCGACGGCGCCUUCUUCCACCUGCCCCCCCUCACCACCUUCCGCACCAGCCUCUGCCUCACCUGGGAGUCCCGCACCGGCCUGGCCGCCUUCUGGGUGGAGGGCAAGCGCAGCACCUACCAGGUGUACAAACCGGGCCACAGCAUCCGGCCCCAGGGCAGCGUCAUCCUGGGCCAGGACCCCGACAAGCACCUGGGGGGCCUGGAGGCCGUACAGAGCUUCGUGGGGGAGGUGGCCGACCUGAACAUGUGGGACUUCGUGCUCUCCAGGAGCAUGAUCCAGGCCUGGCACUACGGACACAAGGUCCCCAAGGGGAACGUCUUCGACUGGGCCACCAUGGAGUAUGAGCUGAACGGCAACGUGAUGGUGGUGGACGACGACUGACUGGAGGCGGAGAGCGGAGCGGGAGCGGACCGGGUCUCUGAGGUCGGCGUGGGGCUGAUCCUGAUGUGUCUCCUGGUCUUUC